This is a messenger RNA of Beauveria bassiana ARSEF 2860, 1800 nucleotides long. RefSeq names its product threonine ammonia-lyase. Gene Ontology annotation, biological process: L-threonine catabolic process. Gene Ontology annotation, molecular function: pyridoxal phosphate binding; threonine deaminase activity. The transcript is spliced from 2 exons. The record is from RefSeq and is a predicted model, not a curated record. NCBI's taxonomy places the organism in Eukaryota, Fungi, Ascomycota, Sordariomycetes, Hypocreales, Cordycipitaceae. Bases 1 to 1800 code for a protein of 599 amino acids.
AUGCCCUCGCUCAAUGGCUUCGAGGCGUCGUCGCCCGAGGGCGUCAUCGUCUCCGAUGAGCAGCAGCACGUCAACGGCAAUGGCGGCGACCACAACCACCACCACCAUAGCACCGUCGCCCACCGGCCCAAGACGCCCACCACGGCGGCCAUGGCCCUCACCGAGUACAGCGCCUGCCCCUCGCCGCCAUCGGAGACGGCUCAGGCGCGCAUCAAGCAGGUUGUUCCUGAUGAGUUUUUGCAACCAGACGGCUACCCAGAUUACCUACGGAUGAUCCUCUCCGCCACAUCGCGCAUCUACGAAGCCUGCAAGGCCACGCCCCUCACCCACGCCGUCAAUCUCAGCAACCGGCUCGAGUGCGCCGUGCUGCUCAAGCGCGAGGACGAGCAGCCCGUCUUUAGCUUCAAGCUGCGCGGCGCCUACAACAAAAUGGCCCACCUCGACCCCGCGCGGUCCUGGAAGGGCGUCGUCUGCUGCUCCGCCGGCAACCACGCGCAGGGCGUCGCCUACUCGGCCCGCAAGCUCAAGAUCCCUGCCACCAUCAUCAUGCCCGAGGGCACCCCGAGCAUCAAGCACACCAACGUCGCCCGCCUCGGCGGCCACGUCGUCCUGCACGGCGCCGACUUUGACGCCGCCAAGGACGAGUGCGCCCGCCGCGCCGCCGCCGACGGGCUCAUCAACAUUCCGCCCUUUGACGACCCGUAUGUGAUUGCCGGACAGGGCACCAUUGGCAACGAGCUCUUUGCCCAGGUCAACAUGGCCAAGGUCGAGGCCAUCUUUUGCGGCGUCGGCGGCGGCGGCCUGAUUGCCGGCAUCGGCGUCUACGUGAAGCGCAUGGCGCCCCACGUCAAGAUUAUCGGCGUCGAGGCCCACGACGCAAACGCCAUGGCCCAGUCGCUCAAGAGGGGCGAGCGCGUCGUGCUCAAAGAGGUCGGCCUGUUUGCCGACGGCGCCGCCGUCAAGUCGGUCGGCGAGGAGCCCUUUCGCCUCGCCCGCGAGUGCGUCGACGACGUCGUCGAGGUCACCACCGACGAGAUUUGCGCCGCCAUCAAGGACAUGUACGACGACACGCGGUCCGGGCUCGAGCCCGCCGGCGCGCUGCCCAUUGCCGGCCUCAAAAAGUACGCCGCCCGCCACCCAUCCCCGGACCCGUCCCGCACCCUCAUCGCCGUCACCUCGGGCGCCAACAUGAACUUUGACCGCCUGCGCUUUGUCGCCGAGCGCGCCACCCUCGGCGAGGGCAAGGAGGUGCUGCUCGCCUGCCGCAUCCCCGAGCGGCCCGGCGCCUUUACCCGCCUCGUCGAGGCCGUCAUGCCCCGGCCCGUCACCGAGUUCUCCUACCGCUACGCCGAGGGCAGCGACGUCGCCAACGUCCUCGUCGGCAUCUCCCUCGCCGCUCCCGCCCCCGUCCAGCGCGCCGACGAGCUGCGCCGUCUGCUCGAACGCGUCCGCGAGGAUGGCUCCAUGACCGCCACCGACCUCUCCGCCGACGAGCUCGCCAAGAGCCACAUUCGCUACCUCGGCGGCGGCCGCGCCGGCGUGCCCAACGAGAAGCUCUUCAUGUUUUCCUUUCCCGAGCGGCCCGCCGCCCUCGAGCGCUUCCUGCUCGCCGUCCGUCCCAAGUUCAACAUUACCCUCUUCCAGUACAGAAAUUAUGGCGGCGACGUUGCCAAGAUUCUCGCCGGCAUUGCCUGUCCUGACGGCGAGCUGCCCGAGCUGCUGGAUUAUUUAAACGAGCUGGGCUACCCGUAUCAAGACUGCACCGAUUCGGAAGUGUACAAGACGUUUCUGCGGACGUAG